AUGGCGGCACACACUGGCGACCACGGCGAGCAUGGCCCCUACAGCGAGGUCUUCGAGGAGGGCGCCCUCGAUAUGAAGCAGGCGCAAACCGUUCACCGCAUUAGAGCCAAUUCCAGUAUCAUGCAAUUGAAAAAGAUUCUUGUUGCCAAUCGAGGAGAGAUCCCUAUCCGAAUUUUCCGAACGGCACACGAAUUGUCUCUUCAGACAGUAGCAGUUUUCAGUUACGAGGAUCGACUUUCUAUGCACAGACAAAAAGCUGAUGAAGCAUAUGUCAUCGGAAAGCGAGGUCAAUACACACCAGUAGGAGCAUACUUGGCUGGAGAUGAGAUCAUUAAAAUUGCUCUCCAACAUGGAGUUCAAAUGAUUCACCCUGGAUAUGGUUUUCUCUCUGAAAAUGCCGAAUUUGCGAGGAACGUUGAGAAGGCUGGCUUGAUUUUCGUCGGUCCCUCUCCCGAAGUCAUCGACUCGCUCGGUGACAAAGUGUCUGCCCGAACAUUGGCCAUCAAGGCGGGCGUACCCGUAGUUCCCGGAACUGAGGGAGCGGUUGACAAAUUCGAGGACGUUAAGAAAUUCACGGACGAAUACGGAUUCCCAAUUAUCAUCAAAGCUGCAUAUGGUGGUGGUGGACGUGGUAUGCGUGUUGUGCGAGAGCAAAAAGAUUUGGAGGACUCUUUCAACCGUGCGACUUCCGAGGCUAAAUCGGCUUUCGGAAAUGGCACUGUCUUUGUGGAACGUUUCCUCGACAAACCUAAGCACAUUGAGGUCCAACUCCUUGGAGACAACCAAGGAAACAUUGUCCACCUUUAUGAGCGUGAUUGCUCAGUUCAACGACGACAUCAAAAGGUUGUGGAGCUAGCUCCAGCGAAGGAUCUUCCAGUCGAUGUCAGGGACAAUCUUCUCAAAGAUGCCGUCAAACUUGCAAAGUCGGUCAACUACCGCAAUGCUGGUACCGCAGAAUUUUUGGUCGACCAGAAGAACAGAUAUUACUUUAUCGAGAUCAACCCUCGUAUUCAAGUCGAGCACACUAUCACAGAAGAAAUUACUGGGAUUGAUUUGAUUGCUGCUCAAAUUCAAAUCGCUGCCGGCGCUACUCUACAACAACUAGGUCUCACUCAGGAUCGUAUCUCUACCAGGGGUUUCGCUAUCCAAUGCCGUAUCACUACAGAAGAUCCUUCUAAGGGCUUUUCUCCAGAUACUGGAAAGAUUGAGGUCUAUCGAUCAGCAGGUGGUAACGGUGUCCGAUUGGAUGGUGGAAAUGGAUUUGCUGGUGCCAUCAUCACUCCUCACUACGACAGUAUGCUGGUUAAGUGUACUUGCCACGGCUCUACCUAUGAGAUUGCUCGUCGAAAGAUGCUCCGAGCGCUAGUCGAGUUCCGAAUUCGCGGAGUCAAGACGAACAUUCCCUUUUUAGCAUCGCUGCUCACUCACCCUACAUUCAUUGAAGGCAACUGCUGGACAACAUUUAUUGAUGACACACCCGAGCUGUUCGAUCUCGUUGGGAGUCAAAACCGUGCUCAGAAACUUCUUGCUUACUUGGGAGAUAUUGCGGUCAAUGGCAGCAGUAUCAAGGGUCAAAUCGGUGAGCCUAAGUUCAAGGGCGAGAUCAUCAUGCCAGAGCUCUUUGAUGAGUCUGGCAAUAAAAUUGACACGUCCGUCCCUUGCGAAAAGGGAUGGAGAAACAUUCUUGUUGAGAAGGGACCAGAAGCGUUUGCUAAGGCUGUUCGUGACAACAAGGGCUGCCUUCUUAUGGAUACAACAUGGCGUGACGCUCAUCAAUCGUUAUUGGCUACUCGAGUCCGUACUGUUGAUCUUCUGAACAUCGCCAAAGAGACCAGCCACGCAUAUAGCAACCUGUUUUCUCUUGAGUGCUGGGGUGGAGCAACCUUUGAUGUUGCCAUGCGUUUCUUGUAUGAAGAUCCAUGGGACAGACUGCGAAAAAUGCGCAAGCUUGUGCCAAACAUCCCCUUCCAGAUGUUGCUCAGAGGUGCCAAUGGUGUUGCAUACUCCUCACUUCCAGACAACGCUAUUUACCACUUCUGCGAACAGGCGAAGAAACAUGGUGUCGAUAUUUUCCGUGUCUUUGACGCUUUGAACGAUAUCGACCAGCUCGAAGUUGGUAUUAAGGCAGUUCAAAAGGCUGGAGGUGUCGUUGAGGGUACCGUGUGUUAUUCUGGUGACAUGUUAAACCCAAAGAAGAAAUAUAACCUCGAGUACUAUCUAUCAUUGGUCGAGAAACUGGUAAAGCUCGGCAUACAUAUUCUCGGCAUCAAGGACAUGGCUGGCGUUAUGAAACCCAAAGCUGCCACCCUCUUGAUCGGAACUAUUCGCGAGAAAUAUCCAAAUCUUGUGAUACAUGUGCACACUCACGACUCUGCGGGCACUGGUGUUGCUUCCAUGGUCGCUUGCGCUAAAGCAGGUGCCGACGUCGUGGACACCGCCAGUGACUCGAUGUCUGGUAUGACCUCUCAACCUAGUGUUGGAGCUGUUCUUGCAUCUUUGGAAGGUAGCGACCUUUACCCAGGUUUAGACGAACAUCAAGUUCGAGCCAUUGAUCACUAUUGGGCUCAACUGCGUCUUAUGUACUCCCCAUUCGAAGCAGGUUUGCAGGGACCUGAUAGUACAGUGUACGAUCACGAGAUACCUGGUGGCCAAUUGACCAAUAUGAUGUUCCAAGCAUCUCAACUUGGUCUUGGUGCUCAAUGGGCUGAAACCAAGAAAGCUUACGAGCAGGCGAACGAUUUGCUUGGCGAUAUCGUCAAAGUCACACCAACCUCCAAAGUUGUUGGAGAUCUGGCUCAAUUCAUGGUCUCGAACAAGCUCAACUUUGACGAUGUGCAGAAGAGGGCUGGUGAACUCGAUUUCCCCGGGUCUGUUCUCGAUUUCUUCGAAGGCUUAAUGGGCCAGCCAUAUGGCGGCUUCCCCGAGCCCCUGAGGACAAAUGCUCUCCGAGGCAGACGUAAGCUUGAUAAGCGACCUGGCUUGUCCUUGGAGCCACUGGAUCUUGCCAAGAUCAAGAAGGAUAUACACAACACCUGGGGCAGCGUUACUGAGUGCGACGUUUCCUCCUAUGCUAUGUACCCCAAGGUCUUUGAGGAUUACCGAAAGUUUAUCCAGAAAUUUGGCGAUCUCAGCGUCCUACCUACACGAUAUUUCCUGUCAGCACCCGAAAUCGGAGAAGAAUUCCACGUCGAGUUGGAGAAAGGUAAGGUUUUGAUUUUGAAGUUGCUCGCUGUUGGACCUUUGUCCGAUACAACUGGUCAACGUGAGGUCUUCUAUGAGAUGAAUGGUGAGGUCCGUCAAGUCACAGUAGACGACAACAACGCUGCGGUCGAGAACACAAGCAGGCCAAAGGCUGAUCCCGGAGAUUCGAGCCAAGUUGGUGCACCAAUGUCUGGUGUUGUUGUUGAAAUCCGCGUUCACGAUGGAGGUGAAGUCAAAAAGGGUGAUCCUAUCGCUGUACUCAGCGCCAUGAAGAUGGAAAUGGUGAUCUCAGCGCCUCAUGCCGGUAAGGUUUCGACAAUUCAGAUCAAGGAGGGUGACUCUGUCGGAGGCUCCGACCUCAUUUGUAAGAUUGUCAAGCCAGGUGAAAAAUAG
Glarea lozoyensis ATCC 20868 is the source of this 3594-nucleotide messenger RNA. RefSeq names its product Aldolase. Gene Ontology annotation, biological process: gluconeogenesis; pyruvate metabolic process. Lineage: Eukaryota; Fungi; Ascomycota; Leotiomycetes; Helotiales; Helotiaceae. Gene Ontology annotation, molecular function: metal ion binding; pyruvate carboxylase activity; ATP binding. Gene Ontology annotation, cellular component: cytoplasm. The record is from RefSeq and is a predicted model, not a curated record. Bases 1 to 3594 code for a protein of 1197 amino acids. The transcript is spliced from 13 exons.